Molecule: messenger RNA, 2607 nt
Organism: Colletotrichum siamense
Lineage: Eukaryota; Fungi; Ascomycota; Sordariomycetes; Glomerellales; Glomerellaceae
Gene: PUT4-1-0
Product: Proline-specific permease
Exons: 3
Coding region: 1-2607 (868 amino acids)
Biological process (GO): pantothenate biosynthetic process; amino acid transmembrane transport
Cellular component (GO): membrane
Molecular function (GO): 2-dehydropantoate 2-reductase activity; amino acid transmembrane transporter activity
Source: RefSeq, a predicted model, not a curated record
AUGUCGGUCGAGAGGGAGCCCAAAAUCGAAAGUGACAGCGAGGCGAAACAGAGCGUCGAUCCGCAGGUCACUCGCCCAGAGUCGGUCGAUGUCGCCGAAAAUAGAGAGCUGACAACGAAGCGCGGCCUAUCAUCACGACAUGCGCAAUUUAUCGCGCUCGGAGGGUCCAUUGGCACCGGCCUCUUCGUCAGCUCCGGCGGCACCUUGGCCCGAGGCGGCCCGGCAUUCCUGGUCGGAAGCUACGUCGUCAUGUCCGCUCUGAUCUACAUGGUCCUUACCGCCGUCGUCGAGAUCUCAACAUACCUGCCUCUCCCUGGCGGCACAAUGAAUUACUAUGGAAGUCGCUAUGUCUCUCGAAGCUUGGGGUUCAUGAUGGGGUGGUUGUACUUCUACUCAUUCGCCAUCUUCGUCCCUUUCGAGCUUACGGCGUCCGCACUUGUUAUCGAGUACUGGAAUCCGAACGUCAACAAUGCGGUCUGGAUCACUAUCAUGCUUUUGCUGGUUGUCGGUCUGAAUCUGCUACCGGUCAAGUUCUACGGCGAAACCGAGUUCUGGUUCGCCAGCUUGAAAGUCAUCACGAUCGUCGGCCUCCUGAUCCUUUCGUUCAUCCUUUUCUGGGGCGGUGGACCCAGCCAUGACCGACUGGGCUUCCGCUACUGGCAACACCCCGGCGCCACCAAGACUAUGAUUGUCGACGGUGAUGCGGGCAGGUUUGUGGCUGCGUUGUCCACACUUCUUAGCAGCGUCCUGCCCUUCACCUUCUCUCCGGAGAUGAUCGUCGUUACGGCCGGAGAGGUCCAGUCACCCCGCCGUAACCUGCCCAAAAUCGCCCGCAACUUCUUUUGGCGUCUCGUUGUGUUUUAUAUCGGCGGUACGAUUGCCAUCUCUGUCAUCUGCCCAUCCGAUGCCUCAGCUCUUACGAACGGCGGUUCGGGUGCUGCGUCAUCCCCCUGGGUCGUCGGUAUCAAGAACGCCAGCAUCAAAGGUCUGGACAGUGUUAUUAACGCCGUUAUCGUAACUGCGGCCUGGUCCGCAGGAAACUCGUUCUUGUACCUGGCCAGCAGAUCCCUAUACUCGAUGGCCUGCGAAGGAAGCGCCCCGGCCAUCUUCAGACGGUGCACGAAGCAGGGAGUUCCGAUCUACGCUGUCAUUGCCAGCUCUCUGUUCUCGCUCUUGGCAUACAUGAACGUCAACUCGUCGGCGGCAGACGUCUUCAACUGGCUUCUGAAUCUUGUUAACACGGGUGGUUUCAUCUCUUGGGUGUGCUGUGGAAUCAUCUACCUGCGAUUCCGGAAGGCCUGCGAAACCCAGCAAGUGCCGAAGGAAAUGCUCACCGCUCGCUCAUGGCUGCAGCCGGUUGGUGCAUGGAUCUCAUUGGUUGUAUUCGCUAUUCUCUGCCUUCUGAACGGAUUCACGGUGUUCUUCCCGUCGAGAUGGUCGGUGGCAGACUUUCUUUCGGCGUACAUUGGCCUUCCACUUUUCGUGGUCAUCUACUUCGUGCACCGCUUUCUGUACCGCGGAGAUACUUGGGCCAUCAAGUCCGAAGACGUCGACCUGCAGAGUGGGUUGGCCGAGUUGGAGGCGGAGGAGGACCUCGAGGUGCCUAGCGACAUCAAUCAAUUUGCCAAUGGUUUCGUAUUUGUUAUGGAGCUAGUAAAGAUACUGGUUGUGGGCUGCGGUCCGGUCGGCACCAUGUGCGCUUUUGCGCUGCAGAAGUCGGGGCAGGCAACGGUCACGGCCAUCCUGCGGUCGAACUCUGACUUGGUGAAAAGCCAAGGGUUCCGAAUCCAAAGCGUCGACCAUGGGGAGAUCGACUCUUGGAGACCUCAUAAUAUUGAGCGUACCGUCCACGAUUCUCUCCAACACGGCCCCUUUGACUAUGUUGUCGUCGCCCUCAAGAACCUCCCUGACAUCUACUCGAUCCCGGAUAUCAUCGCUCCCGCUGUAACUCUGGAUCGCACCUCAAUCGUCUUAGUCCAGAACGGCAUCGACAUAGAACAACCUUUCGUUGACGCCUUUCCAAAAAGCACACUUCUGACAGGCGUCCCCAUGAUCGGAUGUGAGCUCAACGGCCGCGAGCUUCUCCACAAUGACCCGGACAUCCUCCAGAUCUCACCAUUUCCGUUUCAGAGCCACGGAAAGUCUCGAGACUCAUGUGUCAAAUUUGCAGACAUGUACAAUCUUGGGGGAGCGAAGUGCAACAUUCAAGAAGAUAUCAUCUGGCAUCGAUGGAGAAAACUCAUCUGGAAUGCAUCUUUCAACACAGUCUGCGCCUUGACAAACAUGGACUCGGGGACCGUACAGGAUACCGGAGGUAUUGACACGCUCAUUCGCCCCGCCAUGGACGAAGUUGUGGAAAUCGCAAGAGCAGCCGGUUGUGUGCUUCCGUCGGGGAUCCAAGAAGAUAUGGUCGCUUUUACACCCAAGGAAGCACACUUAAAGCCCAGCAUGCAGGUCGAUGCUAUUAGAGGACGACCAAUGGAGAUUGAGGUCAUUCUUGGUAACCCUAUUCGUACCGCGCGCAGCUUCGGAGUCGCGACUCCAACGCUGGUGGUUUUAUACAACCUGUUGAAGGCCAAGCAGUGGCAGUUUACAGCCGGAAGAUGA